Molecule: messenger RNA, 140 nt
Organism: Acaulospora morrowiae
Lineage: Eukaryota; Fungi; Glomeromycota; Glomeromycetes; Diversisporales; Acaulosporaceae
Source: the annotation of a GenBank genome assembly
GGUGGAAAAAAGAAGACCAAAGGACCAAGGGGAUUUAGAAAAAAUAAUGAAGGAAGAAUGGGACCAGAUAUCGGAGGAAGAGAUAAACAAUAUAAUCGGAUCAAUGGAAGAAAGGUGUAUGGCAAUUAUUGAAAAAGGGG